AUGGCAGUGUCGAUUAGCAAGUUCGCGACUUUGACUUUAUUACUAUUAACUGCAGAGUUACGGUGCGGUGUUCAUGCGGUCGAUUAUGGCAAUCAUAUCUCGGUCAGCAAUGGCCAAACCAGUGGCGAAGCGUAUUUCCAGAUGAUCAACGAUUUUGAUCGACUUCCGGUCGAGAGUUCGGGCCAGAUCGGAUCACUAGCGCACGGUGCUGCUGGUGAUCGUCGCAGUGUCGUUGAAUGUGGCGGCGUCUACAAACGGCUACAGAGCGAGAUCCGUUCGCCCGAGUAUCCGGACGCAGGCUACCAGCCAAAUCUGCACUGCGAGUACACGUUCAAGUCUCCGUUCGUGUGCAGCAACCAGUACCACUUCCAGUUCCUGGACUUUGCUCUCGAACCGUCGCGCAAUUGCACCAAGGAUCGGGUCGUCAUAGGCGAGGAGGAAAUUCUGUGUGGCACGGUGAUCGGAUCGAAGCUGUACGAUGCUCCCGGGGGUCUGCUGCGGAUGAAAUUCGUUAGCGAUGCGUGGCGAUCGGAGAGAGGCUUCCGGAUUCUGGUCACCCGGCAACCGUGUGGGGACGAUAACGACGCAGAAGAGUCGUCGACGGCGUACACAGUAUUCAGCACCAUUCAGGUUGCCGACGAAACAGAGCCAAGCGUGGAAGAGUCCACCACGAUGUCGGCGCCCGCUAGCGAUGAGAAGGUACUGAGCAGUCGUCAGGACAUCCCUCCCGAGUUUAAUCCCGGUGGCAACGGGUACUUACCGCCUGUGACCGUACCACCAGCAGCGUACCCUCCGACGGGCUAUCCACCGGCGACGUAUCCUCCCCAGGCAUACCCGUGUCCGGUGCCGCCGUGUCUGUAUCCACCGUGGGGUUGUACUCCACCCAACUAUCCGCCGUUUCCCGCGUUACCUCCACGCCCGGUGCACUGUGAUCCAAGGUAUCAAUCGUGUCCACCAACGUAUCCUAGCUAUCCGUUGUAUCCUCAGCAACCACCACAGUACCCUGGCUGUGUCCCAAAUCAAGGAUGCAUUCCUGGCCAGGUCCCACAGUACCCUCAGUACCCGACCUAUCCAGGAUACCCGUCUACCACCGGAACGGAAGGAACUAACUCGAUCGGUGGCCCACCGCCCGGCUAUGAGCCAGUGAAGACGGAAAUGGGUGCCGAAUUUCCCGAACCAACCACAGAGCGUACCCCCGAGCCUCCCGAGAGCCAAGUGUCGUUCGUUCCCGGACCGGGACACGCUUGCUGCCGGAACACGUUCAGCCAGCGUCGGUUCUAUCUGUCGAGCGCCAACUUUCCCUCCCAGUACACCAACAACCAGGACUGCGUGGUACAGAUACAGCGCUACUCGCCAGCCACCUGCCGGUUGGUGGUCAACUUCAAGUUCUUCGCCCUCGGUAACGACCAAGUUCCAGCCUGCCCCGGCGGAUUUGUGGAGAUCGAUGGACGACGUAUCUGCGGGUGCCACACGGGCCAAACCUACCGGACCAGUGACUUUGGACCGUACCAGCAUAAAACCAUUCGCGUCCACACUGACGCCGGCCGAUUCCCGGUGGUGCAGGGCUUCGUGCUCGAAGUCUUCCAGGAAGAGUGUUCACCGCGAGUCCCGCUAAAGCGCAGCGACGACACGGAUCGGUUAGUCCAGCGGCACGUGCAAUGGCCACCGGCAGCGCGGAACGGGCUCGACUAUGAAAUGGUUCGCGUCGAAGGAAAGCAACUUCGCGGGCCACUCAAAGCGAUUCGCACCACGAACACUACCACCACCCAGGAGACUACGCACCAGUAUUAUUACUACAACGGGGAUGAUGCUCAACCGGUGCAACUGGCGAGGGAACCGUUGCCGGUUGGGGCCGAAACACUCCUGCGGCCGGUACACUACUACCCGGGAUCGGACUAUGGGGAGAAGUUUGCUCAACCCAUCGCCGCCCAGCAGCAGAGCGCAAACCGAUGUGUCUUCACGACGGCCGAUUGGUUGCGCCUUAAACUCGACUGGUUGUGGAUCUUCAAGCCAGUUUGCUUAGCCUAG
This is a messenger RNA of Anopheles bellator, 2028 nucleotides long. RefSeq lists its product as uncharacterized. NCBI's taxonomy places the organism in Eukaryota, Metazoa, Arthropoda, Insecta, Diptera, Culicidae. Gene Ontology annotation, molecular function: serine-type endopeptidase activity. Bases 1 to 2028 code for a protein of 675 amino acids. The record is from RefSeq and is a predicted model, not a curated record. The transcript has a single exon.